CAUACCCCCAAUUUGCAAUUGGAGAGAGAGGUGUCAGUUGAGAGCAUCUCCCUUCAUCUGAAGUCAAUUGAUAGCGGCGAGGGACGGAGUUAGGCGUGGAACUGAAUCUGGGCUCAGCUUGUGGUCUCUCUCCACCGGCAGUGAGUCAUAUUAGAGCAGGAGCCUUAUCAUAAUCGGAGGAAGAAGAGAGAGAGAGAGAGAGACCGGUGAAUGAUCCUGCCAAGCUACAAGGAGAUAACAUCACGGUUGGCUGGAUCAUGUUGUAACUGAACCUCCGGUGGUGUCCCUGGAAUGCUGUCAGACUAGAGGAGAGCUCUUUGCCGAAUUCCCAAGCCUUGGUGUCGAGCAGAGGACCAAUGGGGGUUCUGAUGUCCAAGAAGCAGACGGUGGAGCAGGUGCAGAAGGCCAGCGUGGUGGUGUCGGCCUUCAAAGACGGGCUGAGGGAUAAGCGGACAGCCAGGAGCAGGGCCGAGCCUCCUCCGGGCAAGGUGGUGGAGGAGGAGGAGCGGGGCCGAGAGCAGGACAAGGAGGCGGCUGGAGCCAGCCCCAGCCGACCCAGCAGCGAGGAGGCAAAGAGGAACCAAGCGGCUUGGGAGAGGCUGAGGGAUGGCAAGGGGAUUGAGCCCGAGGAGCUAGAGUGGGGCAACCUCGGCACCCCGCCGGCUUACACCAGGCCCAAGAGGCAACUCGGAGAUGACCAAUCGCUUGACAUCAAGCUGCAAGAGAGAGAGGAGGUGACCAAUGACGAGAUGUGCGACAUCUGUGAGGUGUGGACGGCCAACGAACUCUACCCCUGCCGGAUCUGUACCCGGGUCUUCCAUGAUGGCUGCCUGCGUCGCAUGGCCCAGCUCAGUCCCAGCAGCAUCCAGGAGCUGAAGGAGACGGCACACACUGCUGUGGGCUGGAGCUGCCAGUACUGUGAUAACGUGAACCUUCUGUUGACUGAGGAAGAGAUGUUCAGCCUGAAGGAAAUCUUCCGACAGUGCAGAAUCAUCCCAGAGUCGUGUCUGACCUCCGAUGACUUCCUCCACUACAAGCACUCUAUGCACAAGCAGCUGUUCGACGAGCAGAUGGACGAGGAGAAGGAGGAACUGGCUCUGUCUCAGUUCUCCGGCCUGGAUGAUGACAGGAAGGGGGAGGUGGAGUGGGCGGACUUCUUGUACCACGAGUCCCUGCUGGUUCUGCAGAGGUUCCGCUCACAGAAUUCGCUGCUGCGGCUCCUGACCCCCAAGGAGCGCGAGAAGGCCCGAAGUGUCUUCCUGAGCCUGGACCAGAAGCAGGAUGGACUGAUCACCGCCGGGGAGUGUCACAGGGCCCAACACUCUUGGUUCCACAAGAACUCCAAGGACUCGCAGUCCUGCAGCGUCAGCAUCAGCCACGUCGGGCCCAUCUCAGAGAGCAGCCCAGCUAAUAAAGGACGUGGGAGACUCCCGGACAGGUCCCUGCUCUGCAAGGACCAGGAGGAGAGCAGGUCCGUCACCUGGAAAACCUUCCUGAAGGAGAAUGCCAUCUACAUUCUGGCUGCGCGGCCCAACAGUGCGGCUGUUCACCUGCGGCCCCUCGCCUAACCCGGGGAGAGCCCUGGCUCUGCGGGCUGUGCCCUCGCUCCUUCCCUCCCUCACCCCCUCCGCCACCGCAAUCCCCUCCCUCCCUCAACCCCUCCGCCGCCUCACCCAUUCCCUCCAUCCACCUCCUCCCUCCCUCCACCACCUCUCUCCCUCCCUCCCUCCCUCAACCCCUCCGCCACCUCACUCCCUCCCUCACUCCCUCAACCCCUCCGCCACCUCACCCCCUCCCUCCCUCCCUCAACCCCUCCACCACCUCACCCAUUCCCUCCAUCCACCUCCUCCCUCCCUCCGCCACCUCUCUCCCUCCCUCCCUCAACC
Messenger RNA from Pristis pectinata (smalltooth sawfish), 1886 nucleotides. RefSeq names its product PHD finger protein 24 (gene phf24). NCBI's taxonomy places the organism in Eukaryota, Metazoa, Chordata, Chondrichthyes, Rhinopristiformes, Pristidae. The record is from RefSeq and is a predicted model, not a curated record. The coding region runs from base 357 to 1568 and encodes 403 amino acids. The transcript has 8 exons.